This is a messenger RNA of Clunio marinus, 210 nucleotides long. The record is from the annotation of a GenBank genome assembly. Lineage: Eukaryota; Metazoa; Arthropoda; Insecta; Diptera; Chironomidae.
AUGGCAUUUAUAUUACUUACUCUGGUGCGAUGCCUUCAAGCUAAAUGGAAAGUGAACGCAGAUGAAGCUGGUUUUGGUAUGACAGGAAAUAUUCACAAAUGGAAACAAGUUAGCGACUGUUUAAUUGCAAAUUGUCAGAUCGUCAAAUUACGAAUUGCUGUCAAUUGUCAAUUUCAUUCCAAUUUCUCUUCAGCUGCAUUCAACAUAUAA